Messenger RNA from Daphnia pulicaria, 1512 nucleotides. RefSeq names its product protein farnesyltransferase/geranylgeranyltransferase type-1 subunit alpha-like (gene Fnta). Gene Ontology annotation, biological process: protein farnesylation; protein geranylgeranylation. Bases 105 to 1100 code for a protein of 331 amino acids. The record is from RefSeq and is a predicted model, not a curated record. Lineage: Eukaryota; Metazoa; Arthropoda; Branchiopoda; Diplostraca; Daphniidae. Gene Ontology annotation, cellular component: protein farnesyltransferase complex; CAAX-protein geranylgeranyltransferase complex; cytoplasm. The transcript has 7 exons. Gene Ontology annotation, molecular function: CAAX-protein geranylgeranyltransferase activity; protein farnesyltransferase activity.
GACGAAACACAAAAGCAAAUUCAUGAUUUUUUUAGCUAGGCGCGAUUCGCGCGAAGUAGCUUUCGUUAUUCAACAAAUUUCUUUAUAAAUCUAGUGAUUAAAUAAUGGCAGAAAAGUCAAAGGAAUCUUUGACAGAUUCCUCUGAUGAGGGCUCUGAUCAAGAACCUUCAUAUAUAUUCUACCGUGAUAGACAAGAAUGGAGUGAUGUUGUGCCCGUCGAGUUACAUGAAGGACCUUUUCCGGUCGUCGCUAUUGCAUAUUCCGACCGAUUCAAAGACAUAUUUAACUAUUUCCGAGCUAUUGUGUUGAAAAAUGAGAUCUCAGAGAGAGCAUUUCAGUUGACAAGUGAUGCACUCGAACUGAAUCCUGCUAAUUAUACAGUUUGGCAAUAUAGACGAACUGUAUUAAAAGGACUUGAAAAGAGUAUUCCAAAAGAACUAACAUUUGUAAGAACAAUUAUAGAAGAUCACCCUAAGAACUACCAAGUUUGGCAUCAUCGUAGAGUACUGGUAGAGUGGUCAGGUGAUCCAUCUAGUGAACUUCGUCUUACUGAAAUAGUGCUAGCUCAAGAUGCCAAAAAUUAUCAUGCAUGGCAACACAGACAAUGGGUGCUUGAUACAUUCAAACUCUUUGAUCAUGAAUUGGAGUUUGUAGAGCGCUUAUUAGAAGAUGAUAUUCGAAACAAUUCAGCAUGGAAUCAACGGUAUUUUGUUGUAAAGCAAACGACAGGCUUUACUGAAGAUAUAAUCAACCGGGAACUGACAUUUACUGUCAACAGUAUAAAGAUAGUAUGCAAUAAUGAAAGCGCAUGGAACUACUUACGCGGUAUUCUAUCGCAUUGUCCAACUGGACUGAAUGGUCAUCCAAUAGUCGAAGAGCUUUGCCAGUUUCUGGACGAGAACAAAAGUGAAGCGCCAUUUUAUUUUGCGUUUUUGGUCGAUAGAAUGGAAGAAAUGAUGCAGUCUGAUCCUUCGAAACGCGAAGUCCUAUUACCCAAAGCAGAUGAAGUGCUCCAGUUAUUAGCAACAAAAAUGGAUCCCAUUCGCCGUGAAUACUGGCUUUUUCUGUCACGCUAUUUCAAUUCACAGUUUGCCAUUUGAUAACGUAUCUCGUCAAUUAAAAUACACCUUUUUUAAAUGACUUGAUGGACUCUUUCUUUUGCUUGAUCGAAGGACUGCCACCUUUUGUUCGUUUCCACUUCAUCCGCCGAUUUUGGAACCAUACUUUAACCUAAAUUUUAUCAAAUGAUUUAAGGUUUAGUUAUUCAUUUUUCUUCCUGUUAUUGAAACUGUAUCGAAUGUGCUUAUCAUUUUCACUUGCCUGCCUUUCCGUAAGAUCAAGAGCAACCGCAAUUUCGUAACGACGUAGUCGCGUUAAGUAAUUUGAGUGGGCGAAUUCGUUUUCUAGCUCACGUAUCUGCUGUUUGGUAAAAGCAGUUCGUUCCUUCCUUGGUUUAUUUGAGAUUGUGUCCCCACUGCUAGAUUCCUCUGCAAAAAAAAUUAUGUUUUGUUU